GCACUGGACGGACUGGCAUUGAACGAAACGACACGAUGGUCACCGAAAAAUAGCAACAGCUCGACAGCAGCUAACUGGUGCAGCGAGGGAACGACACCGUCACAAGCCGAGGAAACGACCGCCGCAACCGACGACUUCGAUGGAGCGUGGACGAGGACCGACAACUUCGAUGUGACAGCAGUCGAUGGUGAUCCGAGGAAUGGACGAUUCAACAACCGGACAGUGGACGUUUCGACGAGAUCAGAACACCAACCGACCGGCAGUCGAUGGCAACACGGGACAAUCCUCAGUGGUGCAAGGCGCGAUAUCUUUGGUGGAGCAGAUGAGGACGAUCGCGGCGAGGUCAAGUCAUCCGAAAGCGAACAAGUGCUCCCGAAAACGAUGGACCAGCGCAGUAAGCGGAUCGAAAGCAACGUGCUGGAGGACGGAAGGAAGCAACGAUGGCGUACGGCGACGGCGACAUUUCGAUAG
This is a messenger RNA of Anisakis simplex (herring worm), 471 nucleotides long. Lineage: Eukaryota; Metazoa; Nematoda; Chromadorea; Rhabditida; Anisakidae. The record is from the annotation of a GenBank genome assembly.